Phycomyces blakesleeanus NRRL 1555(-) is the source of this 405-nucleotide messenger RNA. RefSeq lists its product as hypothetical. The transcript is spliced from 3 exons. NCBI's taxonomy places the organism in Eukaryota, Fungi, Mucoromycota, Mucoromycetes, Mucorales, Phycomycetaceae. Bases 1 to 405 code for a protein of 134 amino acids. The record is from RefSeq and is a predicted model, not a curated record.
AUGUCCGGAGACCGGGGUCUAUUUAAUCCUUCAGGACAAAACGGCGUGCCCUCAAAGAAAUACAAUAUAUUCAUUUGUAGGGACAAAGUAAUAAAGCUAAUGCGUACAAUGAAUAUAUUGUAUUUCUUUGAGGGCACGCCGUUUUGUCCUGAAGGAUUAAAUAGACCCCGGUCUCCGGACAUGUCGUCAGAAUUGAUUAGUCUGGUUAAGAUAGAAAUAUCGUAUCCCACCAGGAAACAUGGUUACCCCAUUAAACCUCUUAUUAUGAGUGAUAUCGUAUACUUUCAGGCCGCCAAGGCUGUCCAGGCUGUCCGUAAGGUUUCCCUUCAUUUUUAUAUUGAGGUGUACGUCACGGUCGGGAAAUGUAAUGGAGCUAAACUAGAGAGCAUGUCAAGAGUCGAUUAA